AUGUUGUUUAAGUCUCUUUCAACAUUAGCCACCGCUGCCGCUUUUCUCGCUGGUGUAGCAACUGCAGGCGAUGUCCCAGCAAUUGAGGUAGUUGGCAACAAAUUUUUCUACUCCAACAAUGGUAGUCAGUUUUAUAUCAGAGGUGUUGCUUACCAAGCUGAUACCGUUAAUGAAACCACAGGUUCUACUAUUAAUGAUCCUUUGGCCGAUUACAGUAGUUGUUCGAGAGAUAUUCCAUACCUUAAGAAGUUGGACACCAAUGUUAUUCGUGUCUACGCUAUCAAUACCUCUCUAGAUCAUACUGAAUGUAUGAAAGCUUUGAAUGAUGCCGAUAUCUACGUGAUAGCUGAUUUAUCCGCUCCAGCUACUUCUAUCAAUAGAGACGAACCAACUUGGACUGUUGAAUUGUUCAAAAGAUAUAAAGACGUUGUUGACAGUUUCUCCAAUUAUACUAAUGUGCUAGGUUUCUUUGCAGGUAAUGAAGUUAGUAACAACUACACUAACACAGAUGCAUCUGCUUUCGUGAAAGCUGCUAUUAGAGACGUUAGAGAAUACAUUGAUGACAAGGACUACAGAAAAAUCCCAGUUGGUUACUCUUCUAAUGAUGACAAAGAUACUAGAGUUAAGAUGGCAGACUAUUUCGCAUGUGGCGACGAUGAUAUUAAGGCUGACUUCUAUGGUAUUAAUAUGUAUGAAUGGUGUGGUAAAUCUGAUUUCAAAACAUCUGGUUUUGCUGAUAGAACGGCAGAAUUUAAAAAUUUAUCUAUUCCAGUCUUCUUCUCUGAAUAUGGUUGUAACGAAGUUAGACCAAGACCGUUUACUGAAGUUCAGGCUCUGUAUGGUUCUAAUAUGACUGACGUUUGGUCUGGUGGUAUUGUUUAUAUGUAUUUCGAAGAAACUAACAAAUAUGGUUUGGUCAGUAUUGAUGGUGAUGAUGUUAAAACUUUAGAUGACUUUAACAAUUACUCCUCAGAAAUCAACAGAAUAUCUCCAACUUCAGCCAACACCAAGUCUUACUCUGCCUCAACAAGUGAUGUAGCUUGUCCAGCUACUGGUAAAUACUGGUCCGCAGCAACAGAAUUGCCACCAACUCCAAAUGGUGGCUUGUGUUCUUGCAUGAGUGCAGCCAACAGUUGUGUUGUCUCAGAUGACGUUGACUCUGACGACUACGAAACCUUAUUCAACUGGAUCUGUAAUGAAGUUUCAUGUGACGGUAUUUCGGCAAACGGUACUAGCGGUAAAUACGGUGCUUACUCGUUCUGUUCUUCAAAGGAUCAGUUGUCAUUUAUUAUGAACUUGUAUUACGAACAAAAUGGUGGCAGUAAAUCUGAUUGUGACUUCAGUGGUUCUGCCUCUUUACAAACCGCUACCACACAAGCUAGCUGCUCUUCAGCCUUGAAGCAAAUUGGCAGUAUGGGUACCAACUCUGCUUCCGGUACUGUUGAUUUGGGUUCCGGUACUGAUUCCAGCACUGGCUCUUCCAAGGCUUCCGGCUCUUCUGCUAAGUCUAACUCUGGUUCUUCUAGCUCUUCUUCUUCUUCAGCCUCAUCCUCGUCUUCUAGUAAAAAGAAUGCCGCAACCAACGUUAAAGCUAACUUGGUACAAGUAGUUUUCACCUCGAUCAUUUCCUUAUCCAUUGCCGCUGGUGUCGGUUUUGCUUUGGUUUAA
This is a messenger RNA of Saccharomyces mikatae IFO 1815, 1668 nucleotides long. RefSeq names its product 1,3-beta-glucanosyltransferase GAS1 (gene GAS1). Gene Ontology annotation, biological process: fungal-type cell wall (1->3)-beta-D-glucan biosynthetic process. Gene Ontology annotation, cellular component: fungal-type cell wall; cytoplasm. The transcript has a single exon. The coding region runs from base 1 to 1668 and encodes 555 amino acids. Lineage: Eukaryota; Fungi; Ascomycota; Saccharomycetes; Saccharomycetales; Saccharomycetaceae. The record is from RefSeq and is a predicted model, not a curated record. Gene Ontology annotation, molecular function: 1,3-beta-glucanosyltransferase activity.